CAUUGUGUCCCUAAUUUUACUUCGGUUCUUGCAGGAGCUACUUUUUCAGAACCGGAGCUUUCUGUGACGAGAUAAAUGAGAAAUACGUGAUUUCAUGCAUGUGGUUAUAGGCAGAAGACUAGAAACCACAGAAUUGUGUACCUCCUGGAUGUUGCUGACAAGCGGUUUGGAGUUCUUCGGAAGUGUUGCUCAUGCUGUUUCAUCCAAUUAUCUGAUCAAACGAUAAACACAUUUAUGAGGCCUAACCCACGGACCUAUGAGAACUUGAGUGCCGAACUGGUCCCAUUUUGUUUUGUUUUUUUUUUUUCCCAGCGCUACCAUCACUACACCACUGCAUAACUUGAGGAUAAAGUCAUCAGAGAGUUAGAUUGAAAUUCAUCAUUGCUGUUUACACUGUAGCACACCAGAAGGAACAAGACAGAUUGUCCACUUGGCUGGAUGUCCUGGGAAGUCCUGCUUUUUUUUCUGAUUCAUCACGACUUCCCCAAACCACAGUCUUCUUCCCUCUCUGAGCUGUGUGAGAUGGCCUAGCAGCGAUGUCACAGCUGUACUACCGCAGAACGGACAACUCUUCAUACAGGGACCGGAUCCCACUGCGUAUCGUGCGGGCCGAGUCGGAGCUAUCCACCCAGGAGAAGGCCUACCUGAACGCCGUGGAGAAGGGCGACUAUGCCAGUGUCAAGCAGGCCCUUGAAGAGGCGGAGAUCUACUUCAAGAUCAACAUCAACUGCAUCGACCCCCUGGGGCGCACGGCUUUGCUCAUCGCCAUCGAGAACGAGAACCUGGAGAUCAUCGAGCUGCUCCUCACCUUUAAUGUGUACGUGGGGGACGCGCUGCUCCAUGCCAUCCGCAAGGAGGUGGUGGGGGCAGUGGAGCUACUGCUCAAUCACAAGAAGCCCAGCGGGGAGAAGCAGGUGCCACCGAUUCUGUUGGACAAGCAGUUCUCUGACUUCACUCCGGACAUAACGCCCAUCAUUCUGGCCGCCCACACCAACAACUAUGAGAUCAUCAAGCUGCUGGUGCAGAAGGGCGUGUCCAUGCCUCAGCCGCACGAGGUGCGCUGCAACUGCAUGGAGUGCGUGUCCAGCUCGGACGUGGACAGCCUGCGCCACUCCCGCUCGCGCCUCAACAUCUACAGGGCGCUGGCCAGCCCCUCCCUCAUCGCCCUGUCCAGUGAGGACCCCUUUCUCACCGCCUUCCAGCUCAGCUGGGAGCUGCAGGAGCUCAGCAAGGUGGAGAACGAGUUCAAGUCGGAGUAUGAGGAGCUCUCGCACCAGUGCAAGAAGUUCGCCAAGGACCUGCUGGACCAGACGCGCAGCUCGCGGGAGCUCGAGAUGAUCCUCAACUUCCGGGACAAUAUCAAUCUCCUGGAAGAUGAAAGCAACAACGACCUAGCUAGACUAAAGCUGGCCAUUAAGUACCGCCAAAAGGAGUUCGUGGCUCAGCCCAACUGUCAGCAGCUGUUGGCAUCCCGCUGGUACGAUGAGUUCCCUGGCUGGAGGAGGCGCCACUGGGCGGGGAAGUUCAUCACCUGCGUCUUCAUCGGGCUCCUCUUCCCGCUCUUCUCCCUCUGCUACCUGAUCGCCCCCAAGAGCCGCUACGGCCUCUUCAUCCGCAAGCCCUUCAUCAAGUUCAUCUGCCACACAGCGUCCUACCUGACCUUCCUCUUCCUCCUCCUCCUCGCCUCCCAGCACAUUGUGUCCACUGACCCCACCCGUCAGGGCCCGGUGCCCACCACAGUGGAGUGGAUGAUCCUGCCCUGGGUCCUAGGUUUCAUAUGGACCGAGAUCAAACAGAUGUGGGAUGGAGGAUUUCAGGACUACAUCCACGACUGGUGGAACCUCAUGGAUUUUGUCAUGAACUCACUGUACCUGGCAACCAUUUCUCUAAAGAUUGUUGCAUAUGUAAAGGACAAAAGGCAGGCACUCUCUCCUGUCCUUCCCCUGCAGUUCAGUGGCUGUAAACCCAGGGAGAACUGGGAGAUGUGGCACCCGACCCUGGUUGCGGAGGCCGUGUUUGCCAUCGCCAACAUCUUCAGCUCCCUGCGGCUCAUCUCCCUGUUCACGGCCAACUCACACCUGGGGCCGCUGCAGAUCUCUCUGGGGCGCAUGCUGCUGGACAUCCUUAAGUUCCUCUUCAUCUACUGCCUGGUGCUGCUGGCCUUCGCCAAUGGCCUCAACCAGCUCUACUUCUACUACGACACAAAUGAGGACAAAGAGUAUGCCUGCAAGGGCAUACGCUGUGAGCGGCAGAACAAUGCCUUCUCAACGUUGUUCGAGACCCUGCAGUCUUUAUUCUGGUCCAUAUUUGGACUGAUCAGCCUUUAUGUGACCAAUGUCAAACCUGACCACAAGUUCACAGAGUUUGUGGGUGCCACUAUGUUCGGGACCUACAACGUCAUCUCCCUGGUGGUCCUUCUGAACAUGCUCAUAGCCAUGAUGAACAACUCUUAUCAGCACAUCGCUGAUCACGCGGACAUUGAAUGGAAAUUUGCAAGAACAAAAUUGUGGAUGAGCUAUUUUGAGGAAGGAGGCACAUUGCCCUCUCCUUUUAAUAUAAUUCCAAGCCCCAAAUCUGUAUGGUACCUCAUCAAGUGGAUAAAGCGACAAUUCUGCAAGCAAGCAAAAUCAACGAGACCAGGAACUUUUGGAACCAUAGGGAGACGGGCAGCAGAAAAUGUGAGACUAAACCACCAGUAUCAGGAGGCGCUGAGAAAUUUGGUCAAAAGGUAUGUGGCUGCAAUGAUCCGAGAUGCCAAAACAGAGGAGGGGCUCACCGAGGAGAAUUUCAAGGAGCUGAAGCAAGACAUCUCGAGUUUCCGGUACGAAGUUCUCGGGAUGAUGAAGCACAACAGGCCUUCUCUGUCGGGGUGUAAACUUAGCGCCGGCUCCUCCAGCCUCGUCUACCCAGACCACCCCUUCAAAUAUUCCCCAGAAUGCACUCCUGGUCAGCAGAAGCAGAAUCUGCACAGUGUCACCGCCGCAAUUCAGCCGGGCUGCGCCGCAGGCACCUCCGAAGCUUACAACGGGCUGGCAAACGGCUACGUGGGCUCCAUCUCAGACGCCUCUUCAAAGGAAAAGCUGCAAAGGAGGGAGUUCCCCAAGGACAUCUCCAACUUUGGGCUGUUCCAGAGACGCAAGGGUAAAAAGCCUGGGCCCAACCCCAACACGAUCUACUCCCUGUCAGAGGAGGCAGGUGAGCCAGACCCGGAGGAUCAGACGUGUGCCGAGACGGAGAAGGAGGAACUUGUGGGACUGUCGUCGAAGGAGGACGGGGAAGCCACGGAUGCCUUGGUGUCUCAGGUAGAAGAGGAGGUGGGAGAGGAGGCGGUGGAGGAGAUGGAGAAAUCUCCACUUAAACAGACUGCUGAGGGGGAUGUUUAUGCGUCCUCCAAAGAGGACACAAAGUUCACCUGAUUCAGCAAAUAAAAUUGCUGGACUGCGAGAGUGACAAUCGGAUUUGUGAGCCACGGAGUUAUAUUUUGUUUGCAGUGCAUCAUGGGAUACAAGACUCGUUCAACUGCUGUCAUUGCUUUUAAAAAAUGUUAGAGUGAAGAUGAGAGAUGAAUGUCAGCACAGGAGGUUGAGAAAGGUUUUUAUUUUCAAUUUGGAGUGUCUUAAAAGGUGUGUACCUCUUGAGGUGCGACAUUUUUGAGGGUAUUUAUAGACUCAGGGAAAGGCAUGAUACAUAAUAUUGAAACUCUGCUAAGUUCCUGUUAAUGCUCCACUGCAUGGGCCUUGUCUGUCCUGGGCUAAUUGAGAAUGAACCAGUGGUCUGCUGCCGUGACUACCUGGUUUCUACCCCAUUUGCAGGUUUUACUGAAGAAGACACAGGGGCAUGUCCAGAUUUAAACUAUAUAUUUUAGAGAGACAUUUGAAUUCUGUGAAAGUAUUUAUUUAUCUUACCAUUACUACUUCUCUCAGCUUACAAAGCAAAGUAGGGGCAAUGGCAGUUGUCAGACCCUGUACUCUGUACUCUGCAGCCUGCCUUAGCAUAUACAGCACUCCCUGGUUACAACAGGACUAUCAAAAUACAUUAAACAGCCGCAAUAAGCUGGAGACAUGUGGGAAGUGGUGAAAUGUAGCACUCCAGGAAUAAGCGGGUUUUCAGAAAUACCCCCCAUAGCGACACACACAUUCAGCGUUUGCACACGUGGUCACAUGGCUGCCAGGAAAAUAACAUCACAGAUGACAGAAAACUGCACUCAGUAUUCAGAUAUCUAAUGUUCAAAUUGAAAAGAAGAAUGGUGUGUGCAAUUUCGUCAAAUUCUCAACAGCACUGAAAUCCAUUCAUUCUUAUGUUUGACUGAUACGUUUUAUAUUCUUCAUUCUGAAAUG
This is a messenger RNA of Megalops cyprinoides (Indo-Pacific tarpon), 4337 nucleotides long. Its product is annotated as short transient receptor potential channel 4-like. The record is from RefSeq and is a predicted model, not a curated record. Gene Ontology annotation, molecular function: protein binding; inositol 1,4,5 trisphosphate binding; store-operated calcium channel activity. Gene Ontology annotation, biological process: regulation of cytosolic calcium ion concentration; calcium ion transmembrane transport; manganese ion transport. Lineage: Eukaryota; Metazoa; Chordata; Actinopteri; Elopiformes; Megalopidae. The coding region runs from base 537 to 3416 and encodes 959 amino acids. The transcript is spliced from 11 exons. Gene Ontology annotation, cellular component: membrane; cation channel complex.